Molecule: messenger RNA, 2284 nt
Organism: Oncorhynchus mykiss (rainbow trout)
Lineage: Eukaryota; Metazoa; Chordata; Actinopteri; Salmoniformes; Salmonidae
Gene: nfybb
Product: nuclear transcription factor Y, beta b
Biological process (GO): regulation of transcription by RNA polymerase II
Cellular component (GO): nucleus; CCAAT-binding factor complex
Molecular function (GO): RNA polymerase II cis-regulatory region sequence-specific DNA binding; DNA-binding transcription activator activity, RNA polymerase II-specific; protein heterodimerization activity
Source: RefSeq, a predicted model, not a curated record
GAGCUGGGACUGGUUCCUUCGCAGCCAUUUUCUGUCCAACCACACGGCCGUUUUGAGAAGCUAACCAACCAGGGCAGUAUCGGAGUUGUCAAUCAACACAGGAACAAAGGGGAAUGUUGCAGUUUGCUAGAAAAAGCCAAAGCAGAGCCAUGCUGACUCGGUAAAACAUAACUAGACGCUAACUGGGUAGCAAUCGGCUCAUCGAUUCAUGACCAUCCACGGCUGAACUGAUGGAGGGAGACGGUUCAACCACUGAUGCCUCUCAGUUGGGCAUGCCAGGGGAGUACAUGGCAGGAAGCCACUACGUCCUUCAGUCACAGGAUGAUGACUGUGAUGAGAGCCUGCAUGACCAUGAGGAAGGCAACGGCAGCAAGGAAAACUUCCGCGAGCAGGACAUCUACCUCCCCAUCGCUAACGUGGCUCGCAUCAUGAAGAACGCUGUUCCACAGACAGGAAAGAUAGCGAAAGAUGCCAAGGAGUGUGUUCAGGAGUGUGUGAGCGAGUUCAUCAGCUUCAUCACGUCGGAGGCCAGUGAGCGCUGUCAUCAAGAGAAAAGGAAGACCAUCAAUGGAGAGGACAUCCUGUUUGCCAUGUCCACCCUGGGCUUCGACAUGUACGUGGAGCCACUCAAACUCUACCUACAGAAGUUCCGAGAGGCGAUGAAAGGGGAGAAGGGAAUCGGCGGCAUAUCUGUAACAGAGGGACUCGGAGAAGAACUCACAGACGACAGCUUCGCGAACCAGUUGCCUGCUGGAAUAAUAACUGCUGAUGGACAACAACAGAAUGUCAUGGUUUACACCACCUCGUACCAACAGAUUCCCGGAGUGCAGCAGAUCCAGUUCUCUUGAGUAGGUUCCGGAAUUCCCAGUUUGCAAUCGGAACACGUUUGAAAUGGGGAAGAGAUGACAGCAUUACUGUACACUCAGGUCAAAAGAUAGUGAUGGGAAGAUGGAAAGAGAGGGGAGCGUAUGCAGAACUUGCAUAGGUGGGUUUGAAUCAGAAUCAGUUUUAUGUUCUGGAGACGAGUUAUUUGGCUUUUUUUUGUUAAUUGAAGAUUUUCAGAGUCACUUUAUUUGGAUAUGAAGAUUUUCAGAGUCACUUUAUUUGGAUAAUCUGUAUUGUCCAUCUGCAUGUGCUUUAAUGUAAUGCUACAGCAAGGAAGGCAUUAGAAAUUAUUUCAGUUUUCGAAUAAUAUCUGGAUAGUCUAAAUAAAUGUGCUUAAAGAAAAAUAUAUUUUAAAACUUCAAUGGAGACUUACUCGCGCGACCCGAGAGCCUGUUGGGGCGGCAGGGGCUGGUGUGUGUUUGUGGCAGUCUGUGUGGCACGGCGGGAGAGCGAGAGUAGCCAAACAGACUGACGCAGGUUAGAUAACCUAUGGCAGCAACAUGCUUGUCUAUCAUACCAUCUGGUAGUGCCUGUCUUGAAUCCAUAAAAUUGAUGUAAAAAAGCUAGCUAAAGUAGCAAAGCUAAUUCUCAACAACUCCGUUCAGAUUCCACAGUUUACCUGAUGGUUGCUCGUUGUAGCGGACUCUUCAUUUAGCCAACUUAAUUCCGUGAUGUUAAUUCCAUUUUGCAUUGAUUAUAAAUCUCCCACUUCUCUUGCUACACAGAGCCUCUGACUGUAGCGCCGCUUUGAUUGACCAACAACAAUAACAACGAGCUUCACGUUGGCAACCAGUGUGUCUUUUUUAUGGGACGCACUAUUAACUGUCAUAAAACUUGUUUAUUAAAAUCCUUGUAGGCUAUGUAACAAUGUUCAUUUUAGACCAAACCUUUAACUUUUGUGCCUAUUUUAUUUAUCAAAAAUGAAUACUCUCAAAGUAAUCAAAUUCUAACGUCCAUUCAGUUAUUGGAAUAACCGUGCCCAUCACUACACUACAGAGGGAAACAACACACAUGGUUGAUAAGUAACCGCUUGCAAAGGUAAGGGUUAAGAUUAGGGUUAGUAGAUAUUUUAAAUGUUACUGAUAAUCCAUCUGUAGAUGCUCUAGAGACUAUCCAAAUAAAGUGUUCCCCUUUUUUCCCCCUCCAUGUUGCCUAUCACUACGAUCUUUGUUUUAUGAGGGUGAAGAAAUGGGGGGAUGAACAUAAGCUGAAAUGUCUGUCUAGGGAAUUGGUCAUCUCUUUGACGACCUUGUAAAGCAAUAAAAACAAAAGUAGUUGAAUGUUGACAUCUGCACUCUAAACUCUUGUAAACAAUUGUAAGUGGCAUGCAAUUAUUUAACUAUUUUAUAAUUUUUGUAAAGUUAUUCUGUUGGUCCUUUUAAUAAAAAUGUAAGCGUGA